AUCCAAAUAAAAGCGAUCUCUACUUGAUACACAUCCAACAAUAUCUAUCUCUCUAUCAACAACAUACUCUUUAACAUCUUCUUGUCAUAAAUUGAAAAUGAAACAUAUAACAUGGGUGACACUUAACAUAGUAAUGCUAACGGUCUUGUUUUUGGCUGCAGUCACAUGCAAUGCACGCAAGAUGGGGAGUGCCCAAAAACUUAGGGUUCUUGCAGCCAAGUAUAACGUUACAUCCAUUCUGGUGUUUGGUGAUUCUGGUGUCGAUCCCGGUAACAACAACGAUCUCCCAAACACAUGGCACAAAGGCAACUUCUUGCCUUACGGGAAAGAUUUCGGUCAUUCCAUACCGACGGGACGGUUCACGAAUGGCAGACUUACUACAGAUUUCAUCGCUGCUGCUCUAGGUUACACAAAGGAAAUCAAAGCCUAUUUGGAUCGAAACCUUAAGGAAGAAGACCUGGUGCAUGGUGUUAGUUUUGCAUCAGGUGGAUCUGGUUUUGAUGAUUUUACAGCAAAUAUCACUAAUGUUAUACCUCUUAGCAAGCAACUGGAGUACUUCCAGGAGUACAAGAUUCGUAUGGAAAAGCUUGUUGGAAAAGAUAAUGCUCAUAAGAUUGUGAAGAACGCAGUGUUCGUCUUGAGCAUGGGUACAAAUGACUUCUUACAGAAUUACUACAUUGAUCCUACUCGAUCCCAAAGGUUCACCAUCGCUCAAUACCAACGUUACUUGAUCAAUUGCAUGGAGACUUAUGUUAAGAAAAUGCAUUCACUCGGAGUGACAAGACUGGCGGUUGUUGGGAUGGAGCCAUUUGGGUGCAUGCCUCUGAUAAGAACAUUAAGGAACAGUGUUGAAUGUGAUGAAGAUAUGAACCAAGUGGCUCUCUCUUUCAACGUUUUAUUGAAAGCAAAGUUGUCUACACUCAACGAAACACUAAACAUGAGAACUGACCUUAUUGACAUUUAUGGUGUCAUCCAAAACAUCUUACAAUGCCCAUCAAAAUAUGGUUUUACAGUAACGAAAAAGGGUUGUUGUGGAUCCGGAUUAACAGAAUUUGGGACGGCCUUAAAGGGGUUAAGUACAUGUCGAGAUCAUUCAAAAUACGUCUACUGGGAUGCCGUUCAUUUUACCGAAAAUAUGUAUUCGAUCAUUGCAGACAAGGCGAUGGAAUCUUUAAUCACGAGUAUUCAAGGCAACAAAUAAUCGUAUUAAAUCCAUUGCAUGCAUAUGUUGUUUGGCUCUAGGUUCUUAAUUAGUUUUAGUCACGAUAAACGAUGUUAUUUCUAUGUGGUUUGUUGUUGUAAAAUAAGAGGCUUUUUUU
Helianthus annuus (common sunflower) is the source of this 1319-nucleotide messenger RNA. RefSeq names its product GDSL esterase/lipase At5g45950. Gene Ontology annotation, molecular function: hydrolase activity, acting on ester bonds. The transcript is spliced from 5 exons. The record is from RefSeq and is a predicted model, not a curated record. The coding region runs from base 98 to 1201 and encodes 367 amino acids. Lineage: Eukaryota; Viridiplantae; Streptophyta; Magnoliopsida; Asterales; Asteraceae.